AUGAGCCUUUACGCCGCUGAGAUCCUCUCGAUCUGUGGUGUGCUGUUCUACGUCAUCUAUCAGUGCUUCUUCUCGCCAUUAGCGAAAUAUCCGGGGCCCUUUUGGGCUAAACUGACCAAGCUAUAUCGUGCCUAUUUGUCGCUUCGAGGACAUGCGCACCGGGACUUUAUUGCAUUACACAAGAAAUAUGGCAACGUUGUCAGAGUUGCCCCAAAUGAACUGUACUUUACCCUUACCUAUUUAAGACGAAGCGUGACAUGCUUUAUGCUGAACUCAUAUCCAGGAGCAUCGCAGAUCCAGAAGCCUUUCGAGAAAUAUACAGCGGGGAAUAAAUUCCACAAAGCCGCAGCCUACAAUGUUGUACAAGGCACGCGCUCAUUUGAUCUUGUUGGCCAGCGCAAUGAGAAAAUCCACUCUGAACAGCGGAAGCUCGUGGCUCGAGCUUAUUCCAUGGACUCCAUGGUUCAUCUCGAACCCAAAGUGGAUCUCGUGAUCUCGCAAAUGGUCGAGCAGCUCGACAAGAUCAGUGGCCACACUUUCGAUCUAGGAAUAUGGCUGCAGCUUUACGCCUUUGAUAUCAUCGGUGCCAUUAGCUUCUCAAAACCAUUCGGAUACCUCGAAGCCGCAGACGAUCAUGGCCUAUUCCUACGAAUCCAAAAGUCUAUGUCAUCUAUUGCAUGGCUAAUGCAUGCCGGGUGGAUCUUCCGACUGAAUCAAAAAAUAACUCCCAUCUUUGGAAACUGGCUCGCCGCAGCAGACCGCAAUGGUCAUUUCUUCCAACUUGCAGCGCAAGAAAUCAGUGCCCGGAAGAAACGCGGUGGUGACAGCAAGGAUAUACUGGGCCAGCUCUUCAAGACUCAAAAGGCGAAACCACAGCUGACAGACCAGGACAUUGCAUUCAUGAUGACAUCGAACGUCUUUGGGGGAUCAGAUACAACGGCAACCUCACUCUGUGCGGCGUUUCUUAUGCUACUGAAGAACCCGGAUGCUUAUAACCGUCUGAUGGAUGAGUUUAAGGAGAAGAAAGCACAAGGGAACCUCAAUGAUCCAAUUACCUUUGAAGAAGCUGAGGCUUGCGAGUAUCUCCAGGCUGUGAUGUAUGAGUCGAUGCGCCUUCACCCACCCUUUGGGAUGAUCAUGGACCGAGAUGUGCCAGCUGGGGGAAUGCAUAUUGGCAAGGACUUUAUUCCAGAGGGAGUGAGUAACAUCCAAAGCUUGAUUCAUUUUUCCAGAUCUGAUGUUGUUAGACGGUCGUUGGAACUAUACCAUGGGUCAUCCAUACGCUGCCUGAGAUAUGGGGCCCGGACGCUGAAGAAUUUCGGCCAGAGAGAUGGCUAG
Penicillium subrubescens is the source of this 1338-nucleotide messenger RNA. RefSeq names its product cytochrome P450 family protein. Bases 1 to 1338 code for a protein of 445 amino acids. Lineage: Eukaryota; Fungi; Ascomycota; Eurotiomycetes; Eurotiales; Aspergillaceae. Gene Ontology annotation, molecular function: oxidoreductase activity, acting on paired donors, with incorporation or reduction of molecular oxygen; monooxygenase activity; heme binding. The transcript has 3 exons. The record is from RefSeq and is a predicted model, not a curated record.